Molecule: messenger RNA, 900 nt
Organism: Lachancea nothofagi CBS 11611
Lineage: Eukaryota; Fungi; Ascomycota; Saccharomycetes; Saccharomycetales; Saccharomycetaceae
Source: the annotation of a GenBank genome assembly
AUGUCCGCUAGCUACUGGGAAUCGACCCAACGUUUGAAAUGGCAACACACCAGGGAGAGUCUGUCCACAGAGAGGCACCAAUUGUGGCUUUUGGAAUGCCAACUGUUUCCUCAAGGCUUGACAGUGACAAUGGAGAAUAGCAAGGGAUCUGGCGAGCCGGUGACUCGCAAUAUCCCAAUUACAAAUCUAGAUAUGCGCUACGGCAAAGACUUUAAUUUAAGGAUUUACUGCUAUUUUUUGAUCAUGAAGCUAGGCCGCAGAAUGAACAUUCGACAAUACGCACUUGCCACAGCGCAUGUGUAUCUGUCGCGCUUUAUGUUACGUGCUUCGGUUCGUGAGUGCAACCUGUAUUUGCUGGUAACUACGUGUAUUUACCUGGCAUGCAAAGUAGAGGAGUGUCCACAGCACAUUCGGUCCUUAGUGAACGAAGCGCGAUCAUUAUGGCCAGAGUUUGUACCACCGGACCCAACCAAGGUUACCGAAUUCGAAUUUUAUUUGCUAGAAGAGCUCCAGAGCUAUCUUGUGGUGCACCACCCCUACCGUUCUAUGGAGCAAAUUGUACAAGCGCUGCGCUUGGAGCCUUAUGCUCUGACGCUCUCCGCGGACGACCUACAAAACACAUGGUCCUUGAUUAAUGAUAGCUACAUCACCGAUGUGCACCUAAUUUUCCCGCCACACGUUAUAGCGAUGGCGUGCUUGUUUGUUAUUGUUUGUUUGCAAAGACCGCAACGGACUGCUCACCAGGAGACGUUUAACAAGUUCAUGGCUGAAUCACAUGUCGAUUUGGCAGAGGUCAUGAACACUAUUCAGGAUUUGAUCGCCUUGUAUGAUUGCUGGGACAAGUACAACGAACCUUGGAUCAAGUUCCUACUACACUCUUUAUAUCUGCGAAGAGGGUAG